Messenger RNA from Hyposmocoma kahamanoa, 888 nucleotides. RefSeq lists its product as uncharacterized. Bases 141 to 878 code for a protein of 245 amino acids. The transcript is spliced from 6 exons. Lineage: Eukaryota; Metazoa; Arthropoda; Insecta; Lepidoptera; Cosmopterigidae. The record is from RefSeq and is a predicted model, not a curated record.
CCGCGUUAGUUGCGCUCAUGCACGCCAUGCAUACAAAUAGUAAAACUGCUACCGUUGACAUAGGUUAUCGACGUGUUGUCAUUUGAAUGGUGUCCCUGGAGGCAGCGGGUCAUAGAAUAUAGGUUGAGUGUCUUACAAACAUGGAAAUUGGAACAGUGUUUUCGGUAUUGCUGGUGUGUGGUGCCUUUAGCUGUGGAACGUCUUUGAAACAUAGAAAAGACAAUGCCAGAAUUUUAAAUGCUAACGAAGUGAUGGAUAUAUCCGAUUUUUCUGUUUAUUACGAUUUGAAAACUAACGAGACAAUAAAGAGAAUGAUGCCCCGUCCAUGGUACAAGCCUGGUUGGAUGCUGCGGCUGCCAUUCAUGGGAGGAGCAUGUUCUUGUGAAGAAAAUCAGUGUAAAUGUUGUACAGGAAUUAAGAUAAGGACGUUCGGUUUUGAAAAAACCUGUAUACUUCUCAACUAUGAUCCCGAACCUUCGACGCUCAAUAUGGAAGUAAUGAUGAACAAUGCGAGUAUCUACAAAAAUACAUUUUCUGCUCGCAAUCCACCACCGUUCUGCCUGCCGAUUCCAGUGCCUUAUGUACCGCCCGGUCUCGUCGACAUGUGCAUCCGAUUAUUUGACAUAAACGUAAUGGACCAGAGACUGCACAUCUGUAUGGACAUUGAUACUAGGAUCGACAUGACCCCUGUUUUGGUCCUUCAUUUCGAUUGUAUGGACAUGGGUUUCAACGGUGUCGGCUUAUCGAAACCUGGUGGUGUCAUGCCAGCAAGUGAUUCCACCGAACCGAGUCAACUCGACAGCGACGUCUACGAUCCCGUCACAGAGGCUGUGGAACCCACUACUCAAAUGUUCAAUAACAGUAUAACAUAUAUAUAAUUAUAUGCGU